ACACCUGUGUCACGGCUGGGGUCCGCCCCUGUAUGUAGACCCCAUGACCGCGACACACGUUCUCUUUCAUUUUCUCGGCGGACGUCCAGUAUGGUUUGAGGUACAAACUUUAUGAAGUUCGCUUGGUGUCACUGAAUGUAAAAGUAUCAUGGUGGACUUUCCACUACGUUGAGCCAUCAACUUUGGAGUUCCUUAACGGAGUUACUCCAUCAUAUGGCUGUUUGUACUGCUUGGAUUAAACAGACUAGAGCGGUUCAAUGGUGCCACGCAAACUGUGCUGAUCCUUCAAGUGGCACCAGUUUAACACAACGGGAAUCGGAUAAAGGACACCAUGGGCAUCAAAUUUUUGGAAGUCAUAAAGCCGUUUUGUGCGGUCUUACCCGAGAUUCAGAAACCGGAGAGAAAGAUUCAGUUCAGAGAAAAAGUACUAUGGACUGCCAUCACUCUCUUCAUCUUCCUGGUGUGCUGCCAGAUUCCCCUCUUUGGCAUCAUGUCCUCAGACUCUGCAGAUCCCUUCUACUGGAUGAGAGUAAUCCUGGCUUCCAACAGAGGUACUCUGAUGGAGCUGGGUAUCUCACCCAUUGUUACCUCUGGUCUCAUCAUGCAGCUGCUGGCUGGAGCCAAGAUCAUUGAGGUUGGAGACACCCCCAAGGACAGAGCACUCUUCAAUGGAGCACAGAAAUUGUUUGGCAUGAUCAUCACCAUUGGGCAGGCCAUUGUUUACGUGAUGACUGGGAUGUACGGAGACCCCUCAGAGAUGGGUGCUGGGAUCUGCCUGCUCAUCAUCAUUCAGCUGUUUGUGGCAGGUCUGAUUGUGCUGCUGCUGGAUGAGCUGCUGCAGAAGGGCUAUGGUUUAGGCUCUGGUAUCUCCCUGUUCAUUGCCACCAACAUCUGUGAGACCAUCGUCUGGAAGGCCUUCAGUCCCACUACUGUCAACACUGGGAGAGGAACGGAGUUUGAAGGUGCCGUCAUUGCCCUGUUCCACCUGUUGGCCACCCGCACAGACAAGGUGCGCGCCCUGAGAGAGGCCUUCUACCGCCAGAACCUGCCUAACCUCUUGAACCUCAUCGCCACAGUCUUCGUCUUUGCUGUUGUCAUAUACUUCCAGGGCUUCAGGGUGGACUUGCCCAUCAAGUCUGCCCGUUACCGUGGUCAGUACAACACCUAUCCCAUCAAGCUCUUCUACACCUCCAACAUUCCCAUCAUCCUCCAAUCUGCCCUUGUGUCCAACCUGUACGUCAUCUCUCAGAUGCUCUCCACACGAUUCAGUGGCAACUUUCUGGUUAACCUGCUGGGCACCUGGUCUGAUACUUCCACUGGAGGACCAGCUCGUGCCUACCCAGUUGGAGGUCUCUGCUACUACCUCUCUCCCCCGGAGUCCUUUGGUUCUGUUUUGGAUGACCCCAUCCAUGCUGCAAUCUACAUAGUCUUCAUGCUGGGCUCCUGUGCCUUCUUCUCCAAGACAUGGAUCGAGGUUUCAGGAUCCUCGGCCAAAGAUGUGGCUAAGCAGCUGAAGGAACAGCAGAUGGUGAUGAGGGGACACAGAGAGACCUCCAUGGUGCACGAGCUCAACCGGUACAUCCCCACGGCUGCAGCUUUCGGUGGCCUAUGCAUAGGUGGGCUGUCCGUCAUGGCGGACUUUCUGGGCGCCAUUGGUUCGGGUACUGGAAUUCUAUUGGCCGUGACCAUCAUCUACCAGUACUUUGAGAUCUUCGUCAAGGAGCAGAGUGAAAUGGGCAGCAUGGGAGCGCUGCUAUUCUAGAAACACCCUCCAACAUGCACCACAGACACACAGCCUCCACCCUCUACAAAUUACUUUUUAUUUUGCAUUGUAUCUAAUGCGCACAAAUCAGUACAUUCUGCCUCUGCGACGCGUCCUCUUUCUCAGCUUCUUUGUGUUCCCAGAAGCUCUUGAGGGCUCGCGCAGACUGGAUCUCACUGGGAAAGAAAGAUGGUACUUGACCCAGUGUUCAGCAUGGACUUGCGUCUGUUCUGUCCCGUUGUUUUUCAAUACCAUUUACCCUCUCUCCAUCUGACCAGCCAGGCUACUCUGCUGAUGGUCUUAUCUUCUAUAGAAGCUUGCUCAAGGAAAUUGAAGACUGACUCCAUUUUAAAGGAGUCUGUUCUUAAACCAACAAGCACUACACCUGGACAUUUUUGGAGAGUAAGUCAUGUCAUGUUCAUUUCAGGUCAUUGUAAGCUGUGCAUGGGGUUUGAAGAGCCACAUUGGGGUAAAGAAAGUAUAAAUAUACUUGUAUAUGUAUCCUUUAAGUGGCUCUGGGAAUCUCCAACAAGCUUUGUUGGUGUAUUUACUUUUUAAAACAUUUUAAUCAUGGAAUAUAUUUGUAUUCAUGCUGGUCCUAUCAAUAGCAUAUGUUAGUACUUUGUCUCUGGGUCCUAAAGGAAAGUGUUUGUGUUGUGGUCUUUCAUUCCCAGACAAUCGCUGUAGAAACUGCCUAGAUGUCAUUGGGUUUGGUAGGAAUGGAAUGGGGUUUCACUUAAAGAGUUUUUUACUUUCUGUAUUGGACAUAGUUAUGAAAUUUGACUAGGAUUUAAUUUUUUAGAUCCUCAUCCCCCACUGAACUGUCAGUGUCCCCAAAUAAAACACUACCAUGGACAUAGGGCCCAUGUCUUUGUUCAGGCCAAUAUUUUUCAAUAAAAAGCUAGAAAACAA
This is a messenger RNA of Oncorhynchus nerka (sockeye salmon), 2674 nucleotides long. Its product is annotated as protein transport protein Sec61 subunit alpha. Lineage: Eukaryota; Metazoa; Chordata; Actinopteri; Salmoniformes; Salmonidae. The coding region runs from base 332 to 1762 and encodes 476 amino acids. Gene Ontology annotation, cellular component: Sec61 translocon complex; membrane. The transcript has 14 exons. Gene Ontology annotation, molecular function: transmembrane protein transporter activity; signal sequence receptor activity; ribosome binding. The record is from RefSeq and is a predicted model, not a curated record. Gene Ontology annotation, biological process: post-translational protein targeting to membrane, translocation; SRP-dependent cotranslational protein targeting to membrane, translocation.